AAAGAGCUAAUUCAAAAUUUUUCAAUAAUACUGCGAUUAAUAUCGUGUGGAAUGCGUAUUAAUAUCGACGCGUUUAGAGAGCUCCUUAUAAGGACAAGAACAAUGUAUUUGACUGAAUACGAAUGGUACUACAUGCCUAGCAGCGUGCAUAAAAUAUUGAUGCAUGGGUGUGAGGUUAUUGAGUAUUUCGAUCUACCAAUUGGCAAUUUUUCAGAGGAAGCUCUGGAAGCUUUACAUAAACACAUACGUAUCGUACGAUAUGAUCACACACGUAAAACUGCUCGGGAGCAUACAAACAGAGACUUGAUGUCAUACUUAAUAAUAUCAUCAGAUCCUGAAGUAGUUUUUAAAAGGAGUGCUAUCCCAAACAAAAAUGCAGUUUAUACAAUGGACGAGCCGGAAGAGUAUUUAGUCGAUGCUGAAGAAACUUAA
Rhagoletis pomonella (apple maggot) is the source of this 432-nucleotide messenger RNA. RefSeq lists its product as uncharacterized. The record is from RefSeq and is a predicted model, not a curated record. The transcript is spliced from 2 exons. The coding region runs from base 52 to 432 and encodes 126 amino acids. NCBI's taxonomy places the organism in Eukaryota, Metazoa, Arthropoda, Insecta, Diptera, Tephritidae.